UGAAUACAUGAUCACAAGGUUGUGUGGAUGUGAAUCAAGUUCUAAGCAACACCAACUGAAUAAUAGAAGAGGUUUGGCAUGACCUUGCCUAACAGCUAUACACAAGAUUUUCAAGAUCUAGAUUCCAUUUUCAAGCAGUGGUUGGGUUGGAAAAUCUUACAUAAUGUGGGUCUUUUACUCCUGAAUCAUUAAUAGUUCUUCAUAAAGACCUCCAAAACACUCCAUGUGAAGGUUCAUGAGUCUUUGUCCUUCACUAGACCCCAUGAAACAGUUCAUAACCAUUCAGUUCCACACAAGCUGAAGCAAUUUUAUGAUCUAUAUAUACCAAUACUCAUCUUAGCAUUCUAAAACCCAAAACAUAAAGCAUCAAACUUGAAACGCUUGUUUCGCAUACAAGUUACUUGAGAUCAUUCUUAACAAAGAAGAAACAAUGGGAUUUCGCUUACCUGGUAUUAGAAAAGCUACACAAGCAGCUUCAAAGGGUGGAGGAAUUCCAAAGGGGUAUCUUGCAGUGUAUGUAGGAGAAAAGAUGAAGAGGUUUAUAGUUCCAAUAUCAUACUUGAACCAACCAUCAUUUCAAGACUUGCUGAGUAAAGCAGAAGAAGAAUUUGGUUAUGUUCAUCCAAUGGGUGGCCUCACAAUUCCUUGCACAGAAGAUUUGUUCUGCAGCAUCAUAUCAAUUCUGGCUUGAAUGCUGCAUUCUUCAAAAAAAGAAAAAGCUGACAUAACAUAGAUUAGCUCAAAGCAAACAAUUACAAUUGUACAUUGU
Molecule: messenger RNA, 769 nt
Organism: Arachis duranensis
Lineage: Eukaryota; Viridiplantae; Streptophyta; Magnoliopsida; Fabales; Fabaceae
Product: auxin-induced protein 15A-like
Exons: 1
Coding region: 431-691 (86 amino acids)
Biological process (GO): response to auxin
Source: RefSeq, a predicted model, not a curated record